GUGAAAUGAAGCACCAAAUAUUGAUCUAAAAUAGGAUGACCUUAAUUUACAACAUAAAACAAAUGAUCCUAGUCUAAUUUACAAUGCUUAAUUUAUAUUCUUACCCUUCCUCAUCAGCGAAUCAUAUCUCUAAUUGCAUAUAAACCUCUAAAUAUCAUGAUUUAGAUUGGAUUGAUAGGUACCUUAUAAAAAGCCUUACAAAGGGUGCCCUAUAGGAAAACCAAAAGAAGAAGUAUCUUUAAAAGAAUGAUGAAACCUAUAAAUGUUAUUAACUGAAAUAUUUGAAAUGCAGGAUUCUAUGAAUCCAAUCAUGACUAACUAAUUAAAAAUUAUAAGGCAU
Molecule: messenger RNA, 340 nt
Organism: Paramecium octaurelia
Lineage: Eukaryota; Ciliophora; Oligohymenophorea; Peniculida; Parameciidae
Source: the annotation of a GenBank genome assembly